Molecule: messenger RNA, 1244 nt
Organism: Daucus carota subsp. sativus
Lineage: Eukaryota; Viridiplantae; Streptophyta; Magnoliopsida; Apiales; Apiaceae
Product: glycine-rich RNA-binding protein 4, mitochondrial
Exons: 5
Coding region: 147-947 (266 amino acids)
Biological process (GO): mitochondrial mRNA modification
Cellular component (GO): cytoplasm; mitochondrion
Molecular function (GO): mRNA binding
Source: RefSeq, a predicted model, not a curated record
CUAAAAUGUGAUGAAAUAAGAUCCAACGGCCCACAACAUUUCCGCACUCCCUUACUUCUCUCUCUUAAACCCUUAGAAACCACAAAUCACCCCUUUCGUUUCUAUCCUUGAGUUAGGGUUUUUCACCGAUUACGAAAGGUACUGCGAUGGCUUUCUUCAAUAAGGCUGGGAGUAUAUUAAGGCAAGCUGCGUGUAGUAAGAACAUUGGUCGUGAUAUUUCAGCAUCUGGCUCUUCAAUAUUUCAAACAAUAAGAUGCAUGUCAACAAAACUCUUCAUUGGAGGGCUCUCGUAUGGCACUGAUGAGUAUAGUUUGAGAGAAGCAUUUGAAAAGUAUGGUGCUGUCACUGAAGCAAAAAUAAUAUCUGACAGAGAGAGUGGCAGAUCAAGAGGAUUUGGUUUUGUAACCUACAGCACUCCUGAGGAGGCGAACAGUGCUAUACAAGCGUUUGAUAACCAGGAUUUUCAAGGCCGGACUAUAAGGGUGAAUUUUGCUACUGAGAGGGCACGAAGUCCAGGCGGUGGUUAUGGUGGUGGUGGAUAUGGCGGCGGCGGCGGUUAUGGUGGGGGCGGUGGUUAUGGUGGUGGCAACUAUGGCGGCGGUGGCGGAAACUAUGGUGGUGGUGGCGGAAACUAUGGUGGAGGCGGUGGUUAUGGGAGAGGAGGUGGCGGCGGCUAUGGUGGUGGUGGUGGUGGCUAUAGUGGCGGUGGGGGAAGUGGUGCUUAUGGAAGCAGUGGUGGCAGUGAUUUUGGCUUUGAAAAUGACAGUCAGAACACCAAUGUAGGUGUUACCAGCACUGAUUUUGCCAGCGGUAGCGCCACUAGUGGCAUUGAUACUGAUGCAAGCAGUGGUGUUGGUGGUAGCGCAGGGGGAUAUAACCCUGGCUUUCCUGAGGAUUUUAAGAAUGAUAAUGAUGAGCCUGAUGAUUUCGCAAGUAGAAAGGCAUAAUUACCAUCAGUCAAAAAGUUGGCUUUGUGGACUUCUUUGUUUCACGACGACUUCUUUAUUGCCUUAUCUUUCAUCAUCAAGUUUUUCAAUUUAGAACAUUUGUCUAUCGACUUUAUUAGCUGGUGCAUUUCCAUGUAGUGCUUCUUGUUGAUAAUUUCUAGACACUAGAGAUCUGGAACACCCAUGAAAGUCGGAAUGUUUAGUGUAAACUUUUACAUGGAAUGCAUCCUGAACUUGAGAUUGUGAGCAUGACAAUCACUCAUAAUAAUCAUUCCCGGUUGUGGUGUUUUUUGGCCA